Molecule: messenger RNA, 2241 nt
Organism: Archocentrus centrarchus (flier cichlid)
Lineage: Eukaryota; Metazoa; Chordata; Actinopteri; Cichliformes; Cichlidae
Gene: lipia
Product: lipase, member Ia
Exons: 11
Coding region: 154-1512 (452 amino acids)
Biological process (GO): lipid catabolic process
Molecular function (GO): glycerophospholipase activity
Source: RefSeq, a predicted model, not a curated record
CAUGCAGGACGGGAGUAUUGCUCUGCUGUUCUUCUCACUUCCUGAAGUAAAGGCUGCGCAAAUAUGUGGAAGUACAAACACAGGAUGACCUAACAAUCAGGACCUUUGACACGCCGUAUUAUCCUAUGUUAAAGAUUAAAGUCUCGGCUAAGCAUGCUCCUGUGGCAGUAUCUGAUAGCCCUCCUGCUUUUAACUCUGCAAACAUGCAAAGCUGAGAAAUGUGAUGAAUUUACCGAUCUGAAUAUUGCUCAUUCAAUCAUUGGCACCACCACCAGAGUUAACCUGCUGCUAUACACCAGAAUAAAUGGCACCUGCGGUACCCGCAUGUCCCACAGGGACCUAUCUGCCUAUCCCCAGUUCAACAUGUCCAAACCCACGACCUUCAUCAUUCAUGGGUAUCGGAUCACUGGAUCUCCGCCACGGUGGCUCAACAGGGUCAUUGAGCUGCUGCUGGUCAAGAAAGACAUGAACGUUAUAGUGGUAGACUGGAACUACGGAGCUGCGAAUCUGAACUAUUUUAAAGCAGUGAAGAACACACAGGAAGUAGCAACCAACAUCACAGCUUUCAUUAAAACAAUGCAGGAUCAUGGAACCAAUCUGAGCUCCAUCCACAUGAUUGGAGUGAGUCUUGGAGCUCAUAUAGCAGGCUUCACAGGUGCUAAGCUGAACGGAGAAAUUGGAAGAAUAUCAGCACUGGAUCCUGCUGGGCCUGAGUUCAAAGGCAAACCUCCAGAGGACCGACUGGACUCCACAGACGCACAGUUUGUGGAUGCCCUGCACACAGACAUAGAUAUGCUGGGAUUCAGAGAGCCUUUAGGUCACAUUGAUUUCUACGCUAAUGGAGGAGCAGACCAACCCGGCUGCCCACGGACCAUUUUCUCAAGAGGAAACUAUUUUAAAUGCGACCACCAGAGAUCGGUGUACCUCUACCUUGACUCUAUGAAUCACACAUGUGCCAGCAGGACAUACCCCUGCUCAUCCUAUAAAGACUUUCUGGAUGGCAAAUGCUUAACCUGCAGCCAGUUUGGUGCUGCCGGAUGUCCUGUCUUAGGUUAUGACAUCAUAGAUUGGAAAGACAUCCUGCUGAAACACAACCAAACAAAAACCUACUUCAAAACAAAUGGACAGUCUCCUUUCUGCAUGACAAACUACAGGAUGGAUGUGAUGACAUGGAACAAGGAUGUGCGGUGGGGAUACAUGACUGUUAAACUUCACGGUGAUGGUACACAAGCACUGGCAACCAUCAACCAUAAAUCAGAGUUCAAGAAGUUCACAGAGACCAGGCUCUUGUCCUCUUUUGACAAAGGCAUUCAGGCGGUGGAAAAGGUGUCUCUUAAAUUCUCCACUGGGAAUAUACUGCAGCCCAAAAAGAAGCUCAGAGUUCUCCGAAUCCGUCUCACAAACCUGGAACCUAAAGAGGACGCAAAGUCUCUGUGUCGAUACGACGUCCUUCUCGAGGAGAACAAAGAGGUCACCUUCAAGCCAAUUCCCUGCAAAGAAUCCAACUUUUGAGGAAAAAAUAAAAUCCCAAAACAUUUCACUGCAUGUACUGAGAGAAAUUCAUCUGAUUCCACAGUUCCUCCAGGAUUGUACAUGGAAAGAAUAACUGUGUAAUCAUCUGUGUUCCGAACCAACUGGCUGAGUGGGACCUUUUUGUGUGGAGUUUGUGUGUUUUUUCUGUGCCUGUGUGGGCACCACUUUCCUGGUACUCUGUGUCCAUCCCACAGCCUAAAGACAUGCACUGGGUUAAUUUAACUGGAGAUUCUAAAUUGGCUGUGAGUGUGAAUGUGAGUAUGAAUGGUUGUCGGUCCCUUUUAUGAGUAAUAUAGACUGGUGAUUUGUCCAGGGUGUACCCUACCUUUAACAGCUGGGAUAGGCUCCAGCCCCCUGCAAUUCUAAACUGGAUAAGUAGAAGAUGGAUAAAUAUUGUGAAUUAUGGAUUAUGGCUGAUUAGGUAGUACUCAGGUAGACAGAUAACUUGCAGAUCAUGCCAGUAUAUUCAAAGCCAAUGUUAUUAUUUUGUGGAGCCACGAAUGUCUAACAUAUAAAUGUAUAAAGAGUGAAAACUGGCAUAUUUACUUUUUUUGUUGGAUAACCUAUGACUGCUGAUUUUUAUUCAUGUACUGAACCUUUUUACUUGUAUUUGCUUGUGUUGACUUUUUUCUAUGCCAAUUGCAUUUUUUAACAUACAUAUAUCACUAGUGACUAUAUUUAUGUUUAAUAAACACACAAUAAACUUCA